This is a messenger RNA of Annulohypoxylon maeteangense, 2448 nucleotides long. RefSeq lists its product as uncharacterized. The transcript has 2 exons. Lineage: Eukaryota; Fungi; Ascomycota; Sordariomycetes; Xylariales; Hypoxylaceae. The coding region runs from base 306 to 2081 and encodes 591 amino acids. The record is from RefSeq and is a predicted model, not a curated record.
UGCUGAGAGGACAGCAUACGAGCUCGUAGGACUGUUUACUGACUUGUCUGGACUUGCAUGUACAUGAUUCUUGCGAUACCGAUGUACUGUACCUGACGAGAAGUCUGUUGUUGACCUUGCCUGCGGUAAACCAACUGCCGCAGCUGCCGGCAACAAAAGGAUACGACAGGGCGGACGUGAAGAGGGGGAUGGUCUAUGAUUUAAUCAAGCCCACCUCUUACUAGGGCGUGCCGAGCCGAUCCUCUUCCUUCGACAGUUUUCUGCAACUAUACGCAACUCGGAGACUAGACACGUACUCUUCCAAGAUGGUCGUCUCAACGGCUAAUCAACUCAGUUCGACAUACACUCUUUGGCAAAGAUUCACCUUCCCCAGCGAACAUGGCCCCAGAGAUGCCGUCGCCGUGCCGAAUUCGGUGGCCGAGCAGCUCAACUCCGCUUAUACCCUCAUCAUAGAUAUGGCACUUGUACAGUUCUUCACCAUACUCUUCGGUAUUAGCCUCUAUUUUUAUUUGCGGAAAUACAAUGCUGUGGAUCGAAUGAAAAACAUUAGUCCUUUAGCUCCUACUAUCUGGAACAAGAGAGCGGAUCUUGUGGAUUUAAUAGUCGAAACUGGCACUUCGAAGGACAACUGGCACAAACCGAAUGUCAUCUUGUUACUAUUUGCAUUCCUUAUCCUUUGGGUUGGCGUGAAAGCGACAGGAGUUCUUGUCCCUCCUCUUCUCACUCUCGGUACUGCGGCACCCGUGAACCCGGCUGCUAUAUAUGUACCAGACCGUACCAACGAUAACAAUGCAGAGACGGCUGCUCUAUUCCCCCUGGAAGUGCCACGGUUUAUUCGCGCUCUUGGAAGCACGGUGAACGAAGAAAUACGCAGCAAAGUCAAUGUCAGCGAUGCGAAACCGAUAGGACAGACUAGUAAUGGCGAAAGAAUUCUGCAAAUCGACUACUCGUAUAAUGCUACGGGAGCCGACUUCGGAUUGCAGAAAUAUCCCGAGUUGACCCUUAACGUCGUCGGUUCGUGUACUACGGAGUACGGGUGGUUGAACGUGACCGCCCCUUUUAUCUACAAUAACGAUGUAUACGUCAUAGACUGGUACAACCUCUUCGGAAACACAUCAAUGAAUCGGGAUGUGUCUUUGUUCGACGGCAGAGAGCCGGUAGGGUCAUUCUUCAUCGGGGAUCCCGUGCCGGGUAUACUACCUGAUAGUAACGCUACUUGGGCGGCGCUUGUAUCGUCAGUCAAUAGAACCAGCUUCAGUCCCGGAACCGACCCAUGGUAUCUUACAGGGCCUGGUAUAAGUAAUUCAGGUGCCGGAUAUGCAGUAUUGGCAGCGCGACCGGCUCUGUCGUGCUGGGAGGAUAAUAUCUGGUCGUAUAAAGGCCAUAAUAGUACCAUCGGCGCCCUCACAAGUACCGCACUCCCAGGCUUCGAAAUAUCCGACAGCCUCCAAGACAUCUUCGCUGCCGUGCUCGGUACCCCUAUGAUACAAUCGGUUGGCCAACAUCUGCAAUCUUCGGCUCUCCUAUCUACAUCCACAGCCAGCAACCAGAUAUUCGACGCUAGCUCUAGCAGUGUCCACGACGACCUCGAGCGUCUGGUGCAGGCGGCAUACGUAGCGACAGUCAACAUUUUGACCGACUUAACCUUGUAUCCUGUCGGAGCGAGCAGAGAUGUGCGGAACGUGGCACGCGGAGACUCUGGCCAGACCAGAGAUGGGAUAUCCGAUUUCGUUGUCUGGAGUCCGGAAAUCAAGACCUUGUCGACAUUGGUAGUCAUCGUCAUCCCAAGCGUGUUCGUCGGCCUCUGGUUAAUAGCCAUUAUAUUAAUGUAUUACACCCCGGUUGGGAUCGUCACCACCCUUGAUUCGAGCGACUUGCAAGGGUUGCUUGCGAGAGGUGGAUCGGAUGAGAGGGCAAUGGUUUUAGUCAACCCACCUAAAACCCCAGAGAACCAAUCUGUAACGAAUUCCAAUCAAGGUGUCACCGGAAACGAGACCACAGGAACGACCGCGAACGUCACGACUUCGUACAAUGUGUCGCCAAUCACAGAGUCAGGGCUCGGUGCAGAGAAAAAAGAUUGAGAAAUGGUAGCUAAGCAACGGGAUCAGGAUUAGGGCUUACGACUGUCAAGAUCUUGAAGUUUCUAGGUUCUCUAUUUUUUUCAUGUUCCUUUUCUUUUUCUACCCUUUUAAACUGAAUGAUACCAAGUCGGAGACCCGGGUUUAUAACGAGAUAUGGAUAUCCAGCACCAGAAGGCGGACCAGCGGAACUGGGGUGGGGAGGGGGGUUGACAUGAGAUCGGAUGAGUUGACGGACUGUUAUGUCCCCUUAAUGAAUUUCAAGCUUAACGUACUGUGGUGUUAUUCUCUAAUUACCUAGUAGGCAGGUAUACUUUUAGGCAUAUUAAUAAUAGGCUCGCUCAUUCAUUCAACCAUCAUAUGGAGAGAG